UUGUUGACAUUUUGUUGAAAUAUUCAAUAAGGUGAACCAACAUUUUUAACAAUAAGAAGUGUUCUCUAGUGUAUAUGUAUUCUAUGUUUUUUUGGCACGUAUAUAAGGUACUGUUGUAUAUACGUAUGACAUACAUACUUAGUUUAUUAUUACAUAAUGUAAUAUCAAUAUUUUUCUAUUAAAGAUUUGAUUUCAAGUUGUAAAUAAAUAUGUAUCAAUUUUUAAUGUCUUAAUACAUGAACAUUAGAAAAUACUGACAUUGUCCGAAGGAACAAAAACUUGAGGAUUUUCGUGCGUAAUUUUAUGAUGAACACUUUCGCAGUUAAGAAGCUAUUUUUGAGUUGGGACUUUAGUACUUAAAACGAUUUCUUUUAGUAAUUGUAACAGUACUUUUAAUUUCCCAUAUCUACUGUGGUCUCAAUAGCCGAGAGUGUCAUAAAUAAAACAAAUAAUCAUAAAUGUGGUUACUUCCGAAGAGUAAUUUAUCUAAUUGUAACAAUUCCAUUGAUCGAGGGCACUUCGAAGAUUUUCCGUGACCCUUACCUAAGUGAAUUAUUAAAUACGAAGCCUUACGUUUUUCCCGCCCCGGAUCCUCGGCACUUCAAGCGCACGGAAGAACAAUGAGCGAACCUGCUGAUUGGCUAUUUUCUUGCGUUCGAUAAAAACCAAUCACCAUGUAUAUUCCGUUUUGGGCCUUAUUGGACGCCCAGUUGAAAUUAGUAAGGAGGUUAGUUUCGUUUUUAAAUCAUCUUAUCGUCAACUUCUUUGAGCAGUCAUAGUCGUGGAAUAAAGAUUGUUUUAUUUUCUUAGCAUUUGGAGAGUACAAUCCCAGUAGAGUUUUACAUUUUGAAUCGAAUUAAGCUCUCAGCAAUCUGAGGCUUAAAUAUCGUUUAACCGCAGAUAACAAUCAUUUGUAAAUCUUAUUUCAACAGUAGUCAGAGACAGUCGCAAUCUUCUCAUCGUUUUGAGAAUAACACUCCUUAGUGUCGUUGGCAGUUCUUCAUUCGUUCAUUCAUUACUCUCACUUGUAAAUAAGUUACCCAAGAUUAAUUCGGCGGGUAACAAGUGCAGUGCUGUGUCAUCGUCAUCGGACACACGUACGUACAGACAUGGAGAAUAUAGCAGGAAAUGAGACUCAACAAAUAGCUCAUCAAAUGUCAUCUUUAAUGAAUAUGCCUCCAAAUAACCAUGGAGUACCAGGAAUAGAUCCUCCAAAAACGUUACCUAGUUUAUUAAGUCUGAAAGUAAGUCCGCCAAGUGAAUUACAAAAUCAGGCUUCAUCGGAUGAUAAUGGUCGAGAUGCAGAUAGUGAUUCCAUGAAAUUACCAGCAGCUUUAGAACAAGCUCUAGCUUUUAAAACUGAAAGAGCUAAAGAAGUGGGAGCAGAUCCAAAUGAUAUAGUUUCAUUAGGAAAGUCACCAAAUCAUGAAACUAUAGGAGAAGAUGUAUCUCAGUUAGAUGAUGUCAUACUUGAACCUGAAACAACAACAGAGAAAAUAGAUGCGAAGACCAAUAAGACCAAAAAGAAGAAAAAGAAAAAGAGGAAGAAACACAAUGGAAAGGAGGUGGAAAAUAAAAAGGACAAUGCAGAAAAUGCAAAACCAAAGGAAGAUUUACCAGAAAUUGAAUACAUUCAAGAAAUUCCAACUGUUAAUGACUUAGAACCAAUGUAUCGUCAAUUUGCCAGAAUAUUUGAGGCAUUCAAACUAACUGAACCUGAACCAAAAUCUACAGAGGCAGAAAAGGGAGAACCAAUAGGACAGUAUCCACCAGUGACAACAUUACAAACAACAGGUACUGUACCAAGUAAAGUACCACCAUUGGAUGAUUUUGAUGAUGAUGCAAAUCAACAGCAACAACAGCAAGGAACUGGAGAGAAUGGAGCUCCACGACUAUCCAAGAGGAAACUGAAGAGGCUAACACGUUUGAGUGUUGCAGAAUUAAAACAACUUGUAGGACGACCAGAUGUUGUAGAAAUGCAUGAUGUUACUGCAAGGGACCCAAAACUUCUUGUACAACUAAAAGCUCACCGUAACACAGUGCCUGUACCCAGACACUGGUGUUUCAAAAGGAAAUAUUUACAAGGGAAACGUGGUAUAGAAAAGCCUCCUUUUGACUUACCAGAUUUCAUAAAACGCACAGGUAUUACAGAAAUGAGGGCAAGUCUUCAAGAACGAGAUGAUACACGUACGUUAAAAGCUAAAAUGCGAGAAAGAGCAAGACCUAAGCUUGGUAAAAUAGAUAUUGACUAUCAGAAAUUACAUGAUGCAUUCUUUAAAUGGCAAACUAAACCUCGUAUGACUAUUCAUGGUGACUUAUAUUAUGAGGGUAAAGAAUUUGAAACUCGAUUAAAGGAAAAAAAACCUGGAGAACUGUCUGAUGAAUUGCGUACUGCCCUUGGCAUGCCAGUAGGGCCUAAUUGUCAUAAAGUACCACCUCCAUGGUUAAUUGCUAUGCAGCGGUAUGGACCACCACCAAGUUAUCCCAACUUAAAGAUACCUGGUUUAAAUGCACCAAUUCCGGAAGGAUGUGCAUUUGGUUACCAUGCUGGUGGUUGGGGAAAGCCUCCCGUAGAUGAAACAGGUAGACCUUUGUAUGGAGAUGUAUUUGGUAUAUCUCGUACACCAGGAGGAGAUAAUAUAGAUGAAGAAAUAGAUAGAGGUAUGUGGGGUGAACCUGAAUCAGAAUCUUCCGGAGAUGAAGAUGAAGAUGAAGAUGCAGAGGAAGGUGGAGAAGGUGAAGGAGAAGGAAAAGAUGGAGAUGGAGAUGCAAGUGGUUUAGUUACACCCGGUGCAGAAGGAUUAAUAACACCUAGUGGAAUAACAUCAAUUCCGGCGGGAUUGGAAACUCCAGAAACAAUAGAAUUAAGGAAAAAGAAAAUUGAAAGCGAAAUGGAAGGAGGUGAUACUCCUGCUUUGUACACAGUUUUGCAAGAAAGACGAACAGAAGGUCUUGGAGCAAGCAUGAUGGGUAGUACACAUGUAUAUGAUAUGACUGGUGCAGCAGGAGGUCAAGCACCACCGUCUGUAAUUGCCGCACGACGUGGAGUAAGUGGAACAACAUCAGAUGGAAGAACGGAGAAAGAUGGAGCUGUUGAAUUAGCAUUAGACCCAAGCGAAUUAGAUCUAGACUCUGAAGCAAUGGCAUCACGGUACGAAGAAACAAUGAGGUCGCGACAAGCUCAUUUAAGGAGAGAAGAUUUAUCAGACAUGCUUCAAGAUCAUGUACAACGGCAAAAAGUAAAGUAAACGCAAACGGCAACAAAGUCAGGAUUCGAAAGCCUCUAAGAAAUACAAAGAAUUCAAAUUUUAAGCAUAAUUAAUUAAAUGACAUAUUAUAUAAAAACAAAAAUUACUUAUUUAAAAAAUAUAGGAAUUAAACAUAG
This is a messenger RNA of Bombus pyrosoma, 3385 nucleotides long. It is a transcript of the gene Sf3b2, whose product is annotated as splicing factor 3B subunit 2. Gene Ontology annotation, biological process: mRNA splicing, via spliceosome. Bases 1110 to 3248 code for a protein of 712 amino acids. The transcript is spliced from 3 exons. Lineage: Eukaryota; Metazoa; Arthropoda; Insecta; Hymenoptera; Apidae. The record is from RefSeq and is a predicted model, not a curated record. Gene Ontology annotation, cellular component: U2 snRNP; U12-type spliceosomal complex; precatalytic spliceosome.